Messenger RNA from Myxozyma melibiosi, 1313 nucleotides. Its product is annotated as Alpha/Beta hydrolase protein. Lineage: Eukaryota; Fungi; Ascomycota; Lipomycetes; Lipomycetales; Lipomycetaceae. Gene Ontology annotation, molecular function: S-formylglutathione hydrolase activity. The transcript is spliced from 2 exons. Gene Ontology annotation, cellular component: cytosol. The record is from RefSeq and is a predicted model, not a curated record. Bases 191 to 1051 code for a protein of 286 amino acids. Gene Ontology annotation, biological process: formaldehyde catabolic process.
GAAAAUUUGUAAGUAAACAGGGUAAGGGUAUCAUUACAAAUUUCCUGAUUGGGUGUUCCUAGUGUGCCCCUCACCUCGAUUGCGUUUAUCGGCUCGAAGAAGACACUCACCGCCAUCCCAGCUCCUCUUGUUUUCGUCCGGCUCGCUCGGUUUUCACUAAAAAUUUCAGAAUCCACUCAAAGAAUUCGCCAUGUCAUCUCCUUUUACUGUCAACGGAACCGUAAAGACUUUCGGUGGCUCGCUAUUGAAACUGUCUCAUGAGUCGACUGCGCUGGGUUGCAAGAUGGCUCUGAAUGUGUUUCUCCCAGCAACUUCCGCUUCCAAAAUUCCAGUUUUGUUUCACCUUGCAGGACUCACCUGCACUGGUGAUAACGGUGCCGAAAAGGGAUUUUUCAACCAUUGGGCCGCUAAGUAUGGAAUUGCCAUGGUUUAUCCGGACACCUCUCCUCGUGGAUCGAACCACCCUGGAGAGCAUGAUUCUUGGGAUUUUGGUUCGGCUGCUGGGUUCUACAUUGAUGCGACUGCUGAGCCUUGGAGCUCUAAUUACAAGAUGGAGACCUAUGUCACAGAGGAGCUUCCUACCCUCCUCUAUCAAGCCUAUCCGGCUCUUGAUUCCUCUCGAGUGUCGUUGACUGGACAUUCAAUGGGUGGUCACGGUGCUUUGUCGUUGUUUUUGAAGCAUCCUGAUCUAUAUAAGUCUGCCUCGGCCUUUGCCCCCAUUGCUAACCCGAUCAACUGCCCAUGGGGUCAGAAAGCUUUUUCAGGAUACUUGAAGUCCAAGGAAGAAUGGGUCAAGCAUGAUUCGACGGAACUGCUAAAGUCCUACAAGGGUGAUCCACUGGAUAUCUUUAUCACUGUAGGGACUGCAGAUCAGUUUCUUCUUGACGGCCAAUUGCUGGUUGAUAACUUCGUUGCGGCUGCCAAGGAGGUAGGCCGAGAAGGCGAGGUCGUGGUCAAGAAAUGUGAGGGUUACGACCACUCGUAUUACUACGUCUCGAGCUUCUCUCAGGACCAUGUUGAGCAUGCUGCUAAGCAUUUGGGUGUUUUGUGAUGUGCCUAGUCGAAUUGAUUCUUGAGGACAUGGAAGUGUUGCGCCUCUCAAUGUACAUAGUUGGGCUAAUAAUCUAAGACUAUAGUUACCGGAUUGAGUUACUCACCAAAUGAAAUGCUGCCUUAAUGAAAACCCUCUACAGUGUAUGUGGUGGGUCCUCAGUAGCGAUUGCUUGCUCUAUUCGGGUUCCAGAAGCUGAUUGUAUGUAAAAUCGCCUAGGCUGCUUGCGUCCAGUGGCAGGCCUCAUUAGGUUAGCGAGCCU